AUGUUCGGUAGAGUGAGUGAGUCAGACGAGAAAGACGGGGUAGUGAGGGGUAAUGGGGAAGGGAAUGAGGCUGACGUGGCUGGUCUCGAGAAUGAGGUGGAGAGGAUGAGGGAUGACAUGGAGAAGGUUAAGGUUGAGGUGGCAGGAAGGGCAAAAGUAGAGGAGGAAAGGAAAAAAGCCAUCAAUAGCCUGAGGAAGGAGGUCGAGGGUCUGAAGUACGGAAGUAGUGAUGUAAGGAAGUGCCUGGACGAGCUGAAGGCUGAGAUGAAGGCAGAAAUGGCUAUGUUGGUGGAGGAGCGGGAGAAGAGGAUAUUGGGCAAGUUGGAUCAGUUGAGGUGUGAGGUGGAAGAGGGAAGGGCGGAGGAGGCAGGGAGGAUAAGGGAGUUGAGGGAGGAGGUGGAGGCGGGAAAGGUUGAGGUGGCUUGGAGGUUGGGUGAGUUGCAGCAACGCCUGGAUGAGAGGAAAAUGGAGGCAAGUGGUGGUGCGGCCGGUGCAAUGGAUGGCGGGGAGUGGGUGGAAGUGUUGAGUGCACGGAUGGAGAACUUCCGGGAAGUUGCUACGAGGGUUGAGGGGGAAAUCCAAUCUCUGUGGGAGGUGUUCCACAGUGCUGGGCUGUGA
Molecule: messenger RNA, 618 nt
Organism: Closterium sp. NIES-65
Lineage: Eukaryota; Viridiplantae; Streptophyta; Zygnematophyceae; Desmidiales; Closteriaceae
Source: the annotation of a GenBank genome assembly